Messenger RNA from Ostertagia ostertagi, 384 nucleotides. The record is from the annotation of a GenBank genome assembly. NCBI's taxonomy places the organism in Eukaryota, Metazoa, Nematoda, Chromadorea, Rhabditida, Trichostrongylidae.
AUGGGUCAAGUGAGGAUGAUUGAAGAAGUAGCGCCGCUGGAUUUGGUUGUCGAAUUGAGGGUGCCGAAGAAGGUUCUUAUCGAUCGGCUAUCCAAACAACUAGUACAUCAUGGAUCAGGAAGGACUUACAACCUGGACUUCAACCCUCCGAAAGUUGAGGGGAAAGACGACAUAACGGGCGAACCGUUGUUCAAGAGAGAGGAUGAUGCCGCAGAAGUCGUGGGACGAAGACUGGAAGUGCAUGAGAAGACAGAAAGUAAAGUAGUCGAUUACUAUAGAAACCAUGGAAUUUGUGUGACGAUGUCUGGUGAUAAGUCGCCGGUAGUUUUCCAAGCUGUUUCGGAAAUGAUGAACGAUUUGCUGAAGAAGCGAGCGUUUGGAUAA